UAUUGGCUGCGGCGCGCGUCACUCAGCGGCACCGUCGGGGCUUUUCGCGUCGCUAUUGGCUGCGGCGCGCGGGGCCGGCUCCGCCCUCUGGAGCGGCGAGGAGGCGCGGGUGCAGCGAGCGCGCCGGGAGGCCACGGGGAUGCGACGGGCGACCGAGGAAGCGGCGGCCGGCGGGAGCCUCCCCCGCGGCGGGCGCUGAGCUGCCGGUACCGGGCGGGAUGGCGGCGGGCGGGAGCGGGGCCGGGGCGGCGGAGCUGGCCUGGAGCCCCGGGGCGGCGGCGCGCCCCCCGCCCGGUCUGGAGGCCAAACUGGGAUCGCUGGUGCUGCUGCUGCUGCUGCCCCUCGCCUGCGGCCUCGCCCCGCUCUGCUGCUUUCGGCAGCCCCCGGGCGCCGCCGCUGCCCGCAGCCCGGUGCUGAGCCUGGUGAGCUGCUUCGCCGGCGGCGUCUUCCUGGGCACCUGCCUCCUCGACCUCCUGCCUGACUACCUGGCCAGCAUCAGCGCCGCGCUGGAGGGGCUGCGCGUCACGCUCCAGUUCCCCCUCCCGGAGUUCAUCCUGGCCAUGGGCUUCUUCCUGGUGCUGGUGCUGGAGCAGGUGGCCAUGGUGCAGCAGGAGCCGUCGGCCGCGGCGGAGGAGACGCGAGCCUUGCUUCCCACCACCGCCUCCAUCCAAACGCCGCCAUCGUCCUCCUCGCCGUCCCCGCGCGUCCCCGCCGUCCCCGGGGGUGCCAUGCGCGCGGGGCUGCUGGUGCUGGCGCUGGCGCUGCACGCCGUGCUGGAGGGGCUGGCGCUGGGGCUGCAGGAGGGCGAGGGGGCCGUGCUGCGCGUCUGCCUGGCCCUGCUGCUCCACAAGUGCGCCGUGGCCUUCAGCCUGGCCCUCAAGCUGCUGGGGGGCCGCCUGCGCCCCCCCGCCGUGGCCGCCUGCCUGCUCCUCUUCGCCAUGAUGUCCCCGCUGGGGGUGGGGUUGGGGACGGUGGUGGCGGCGGGCGCGGGGCCGCGGCAGCGCCUGUGCCGGGGGGUGCUGGAGGGGCUGGCGGCCGGGACCUUCCUCUACAUCACUUUCCUGGAGAUUUUGCCCCAGGAACUGGGGGUGGCCCAGCACCGCGUCCCCAAGGUCCUCCUGCUCCUGGCCGGCUUCGCCCUCGUCACUGGCAUCCUCUUCAUCAAGAUCUGAGACGUGUCCCCCCGCUCCUCGCCGCGGUGGGGGUACAGCAGUGCCCUGGGGGGGACAACAGUGCCUUGGGGGGGUAACAGUGCCUU
This is a messenger RNA of Chroicocephalus ridibundus (black-headed gull), 1258 nucleotides long. RefSeq names its product solute carrier family 39 member 1 (gene SLC39A1). The transcript has 4 exons. Gene Ontology annotation, biological process: zinc ion transmembrane transport. NCBI's taxonomy places the organism in Eukaryota, Metazoa, Chordata, Aves, Charadriiformes, Laridae. Gene Ontology annotation, molecular function: zinc ion transmembrane transporter activity. Bases 219 to 1172 code for a protein of 317 amino acids. The record is from RefSeq and is a predicted model, not a curated record. Gene Ontology annotation, cellular component: plasma membrane.